This is a messenger RNA of Verticillium alfalfae VaMs.102, 2181 nucleotides long. Its product is annotated as origin recognition complex subunit. Lineage: Eukaryota; Fungi; Ascomycota; Sordariomycetes; Glomerellales; Plectosphaerellaceae. The transcript has 3 exons. The record is from RefSeq and is a predicted model, not a curated record. The coding region runs from base 1 to 2181 and encodes 726 amino acids. Gene Ontology annotation, molecular function: DNA replication origin binding. Gene Ontology annotation, biological process: DNA replication initiation; DNA replication. Gene Ontology annotation, cellular component: DNA replication preinitiation complex; nuclear origin of replication recognition complex; nuclear pre-replicative complex.
AUGGCCGACACAGCAGCCAUGCCAGAUCCGCAUUUCCAGCAGGAAGACCACCAGGCUGCCUACGUCUUCCGGCCCCGAGAAGAAGGCGCCUCAGCCGAGCGGGCCCCCAAGCGCCGGCGCACCUCGAAGAAGGCCUCUGAGCUCCGCUCCGAGCACGCCGACGACGAUGGCAGCAGGCCCGACUCAGGUCGGCAAGCAGCGAACGCGGAGGACGAGCCCUCCUGGUUUGUGCCGCUGCUGAACGGGGCCGAGGCGCCCGCGUGCGUGCGCCUCCGUGAGAGGCUCUUCCGGUCGAGCUGGCAGGGCAUCGAGGGGCGGGUGCAGACCAUGUUGCGCGACGCCAACUCGGCGACGCUGGGGCAGGUGGCCGCGUUUGCCUGGGGGCGGCACGCGGGGCGCGCGGCGGCGGACGGGGACCGGCGUCAGGUGCCGGCUGCGUUCAUCAUGACGGGCGCCAACAUUGCGUCGCAGGACCUGCUGUUCCGGCAGCUCGGCGCGAGGCUCGAGGGCGGCGAGCCCAGGAGCAGGGUCGUCAGGCUGCGGUCCGCUGAGGGUCGCAAAUAUCUCAACUAUGACCUCGAGGGCCUGGCUGCGUUUGUCAAGGCACACGGGUGCCGUCACGUCUUCGUUGCUUUCCAGGACAGCGAGGGUUUCGACGGCGGUCUGCUGUCGGAUCUCAUUGUGCUUUUCAGCUCGUGGCUCACGGACAUUCCCUUUACUUUGCUGUUUGGCGUGGCGACGUCGGUCGAGCUGUUCCAGGCGCGGCUUCUCAAAUCGACGUGUCAGCUCUUGUACGGUGCGCAGUUCGACGUCGUCCAGACGUCGACCAUCCUCGAGCAGAUCUUCAAGCCUUCUGUUGCCGGAGCAGACGUCUCCUUACGUCUUGGUUCGUCGCUUCUGCAGCAUUUCAUCGACAGGCAGCAUGAUCAGGUCACCAGCAUCGAGUCGUUCCUGAGCUCACUCAAGUACGCAUACAUGUGUCACUUUUACGCCAACCCGUUGAGUAUCUUUGCCGUCGAGGACAAUGAAUUGAACAGCGAGCUCGUUCAGCCCGAGCACCUCGAGGCAUUCCGCUCGCUACCCUCGUUCCGCCGCCAUGUCGAAGACGCCGUCGAGACGGGCGACCUCCAAUUUGCCAAGUCGGCCCUUCAAGACGAUGCGUUUCUGUAUGAGCAAAUCUUCGACAUCCCGAGCAAGAGGAGAGCCUGGUCAGCUCGGCUACUCCGGUCCCUGGCUCUGCUGAAGAGCACAGGCGCCAACCAGGAGACCUUUUCGCAGCUGUAUCUGAAAGCCGUCGCCGAAGGCAUCGACCUCUCGUCGGUGGACAUCGGCAUCCUGACCAACAUCAAACGUCUGCAGCCGGCCGACUUUAUACGCAUGGUAGAGAGCCUGCUCCAGACGCUAGGCCAGGGCGACCAAGACCUCGGGCUCGAGGAAUGGAAAAGCGAGUCCCAGGAGGCGCAAGACUUGGCGUCCUCCCUCGAAGCCUGCCUUUCAGAGUCCCGCGAGCUCCUGUCGGCAGCGCAGAGGGACGGCAACACGCUGCGCAGCUCCUACAGCGGCAGCAGCAGGAUCCUCCGCACGACGGUCGUCGCGCAAAAGGUGCAGCUGAGCCGCGACUCGGCGGCGCUGUCGGACGCCGACAAGGCCUUCACCAAGAUCGUCGACAAUGUGGCGUCGCUGCUGCAGGGUGCGGCGCACUGCGAGCCGGCGACCGACAGCUUCCUGCACGAGGCGUGGCUGUAUGAGUCGAAGAUGCCGUACCGCGACGUCUUUGUGCCGCGGCCAAGGGUCGUCUUUGAGAGGAGCCUCAUGCGGCCCCAUGACUAUCUUGCGUGCGACUGCUGCCGGGGCCACGGCGACGGCAUCUCGACGACGCUGCCCGUGACCUCGCUGUUGUAUCAUCUAUACCUCGAGGGCGGCAGCCUCAUCAACGUCGCCGACCUGUGGGCGGCCUUCUUCGCCAUGGUCGGCGACGAGGCCGACGAGGGCGAGACCGUCGAAGGUCCUGGGCCGGCAGCGGCAGCUGAAGACGCGGCUGGCGUUCGAGCUGGCGGAGGCCACAGCGAGAGGGUCGCGCUGGUCUUGUUCUACCAGGGCCUGGCCGAGCUCAAAGCACUGGGCUUUGUCAAGGCUAGCAGAAAGAAGGUCGACCACAUUGCGAAGCUGAAAUGGCUAUGA